This is a messenger RNA of Adineta steineri, 1917 nucleotides long. The record is from the annotation of a GenBank genome assembly. NCBI's taxonomy places the organism in Eukaryota, Metazoa, Rotifera, Eurotatoria, Adinetida, Adinetidae.
AUGCGACAAAUGCAAUUAUAUUUAGUAAUAUUUAAUUUAGUAUUGAUACCAUUUAUUUAUACACAAACACCCGUAGAUCCACAAUUAUGUCCUGAAGGUGCUACUUCUCCUACUCUCGAUCCAUACUGGCAUGCAAUUCCAUCACGAUUUGAAAUUAUGACAGAAUUAGUAUUAAAUACUGGAGUCGUAGACGUUUCACAAGCUUUCUCAUCACAACGCGAUGCAAUUAUAACAAAUUCACCACAGGGAACAGUUCAAUCUUAUUGGAAUUUUGAUACUAAUGAACAAUUUGAGGUUUUAACUAAUAAUAGUAAUCCAUUACAAAUACCAAAAUGUGUUCGACAAGUCAUUGACACAACAUCAGAAACUACUGUUUAUCAAUCAAAUACACUUAUGCUUAAACCAUCAGCAUUAUUAGGUUUUGAUGGUCGUAAUCAGAUAAAUCCAUUAUGGGGUAUUCAGUACGAUGGUGAUGAAGAUUUACGUGGUAUUCCUACUAACAGAUUUAAAUCAUGUUUUUAUCUUAAUGAUAUCAAAGCUACUGUAUCAGCAAUAUAUUAUAUAUCCAAUGUAAAAAAAUUUCAAUCUUAUUUACCAGCAAAUCAAAGUAUUAUAUUACAAAUCGAUGUACGAGUUAAGAAUUAUCUUAGUAAAAUGAAUUCGUAUACAUAUAAUGUCUUUCGUUAUAUACCAAAUCCAAAUAGUCGACAAGAACGACAAGCAUUAGAAACUCCAGCAGGUGUAUUUUGUCCAAAUCGAACAUCUAUAUUAUCUUUACCUACAGAUAUUCCAGAACGUAUUACUAUUAAUUCAGAAUCUUUUAUACCAGAAGUCAAUAGUUCAAUUUAUAGUUCACAUGGACUUUUUGAUAAUGAAUUUCAAUUUACUCGUUUGGAUCUUUGGUAUCCUGAUCCAUUCGGUGGACCAACUUGGUCACAUUUUACUGAAAUACAUGAUUUUGCAACUGGUCUUGCCUAUAAUUAUAAUCAUACAACACGUCAAUGUAUGGUUAAUGAUAUAAAUACUUUUUUUGGUGAUGCUGAAUCUGUUGAAGGACAACCAAAUUUAGUACAAAUGGGUUCUCCACAACAUUUAAUUGUUAUGGAUGAUAUUACAAAUCAUUAUACGGGUGAAAAACGAUGUCGUGAUCGUGUUUGGUGUCAUGUAUGGAUUGGUGAAAAAAAAUACCCAAAUAAUACAGUACAACAUCAAGAAUGGUACUGGGCAUCGACUUUUAAUGGUGAACCUUUACAGCGUAUGAUUCCAAUGAAAAUGAUUUGGAAAACUUAUGUUAAUGAUGUUUUGACAAAUGCAGUCGAAAGUACCAUGUUUAAUUAUCGUCGCAAUCCAAAUACAAUUUUUGAAAUCGAUUUUGCUCUAGCUGAUUGCUAUAGAGCUUUAGGUCCAGAUCAAAAAUUCAAUCUUGCUGUUUUAUCUUUUAAAAUUGGAAAUGAUAAAAAAUAUCCUGUAUUUGAAAAUAUAAACUAUUUACGUCUUCAUAUAUUUGAAACAUUAAUGUAUGCAUUACAUAUACGUCCAAUUCGUAUAUCAAAUCUUAUUGUUGAUCAAGAUGAUAGUAAUGAAAAUAUUCUAGUUACAUUUACUUUACUUGAUGCUCCACCACGAACAGGACCUGUCGAAGUACCACUAAAAGAAACAUCAUUAGAUACAUUAAUUGAACGUCUUAAUUCAGCUAUUGAUUCUAAUUCUCUUACUUUUCGUGCAAGAACUAGUACAAAACAAAUUAUUUUACGUGCACGUAUCAGUUCAUUAAAUAUUCAACAUCAAAGUACACAAGAAAAAGUAAGAAGUACAGGUCCAAAAAUUACUGGACUUUGGAUUGGAUUUAUUAUUGUUGGAGUACUUGUUGGUGGAGUGGGUGGAUUUUUUUUAUUAGCAAAAAUGGCAACAUCAUAA